AUGGCCUCCGAAGACGGCGCGUCCGCAACCGCGCCGCCCCCACUACCGUCCACCGCUCCCGAUGUCAUGAACGAUCCUCAGUUCGAUCCUGAUUCCGCCGCCUCCGAGAAGACGGCAGAUGACCCGGAUACUUGCAGGAUAUGUCGCGGCGAAGGAACCAAAGAAGAGCCUCUCUUCUACCCAUGCAAGUGUAGCGGAAGCAUCAAAUUCGUCCAUCAGGACUGUUUGAUGGAGUGGCUAUCGCACUCGCAGAAGAAGCACUGUGAGCUCUGCAAGACGCCCUUCCGCUUCACCAAGCUCUACCACCCGCAAAUGCCCAGCAGCCUGCCGACCACAGUCUUUGUCCGUAGGGCUGUCAUCCACGUACUAAAACAUCUGAUGACGUGGUGCCGCGGCCUGCUGGUGGGCUCUGUCUGGCUACUGUGCCUGCCCUGGUGCAUGCGAGUAAUAUGGCGUGCACUGUUCUGGUGUGGCGACGGAGGCUUUGCUGGCGAUUUGCACCGUGUAUCCAACUACCACCGUCGUUUCGCCGCAUCUACCGGCUCCGCCCCCACAAUUGCGGCAGGCGCAAACGCGACGUCCUCUGCAAACCUCACCGGCCUUUCGCUCGCUCUGGCGCCUUUCUCGCAGACCCUGAACAUGAGCGCUGGCGAGCCGACUGCUUACGUCCUCAUCAAAAAAUUUCUUUUAGGCCUUGGACCCUUUCCUGAUUUCUUCAAUGCUUCCUUUACGAACUCAACGGAUAAUGCCACUAUUUCACACACUAUCUCAAUCAGGCAAGCGACACUCCUAUCGGAUGUCUCUUUCCUCAGAUCCAUUACUUCUCACCCGUCGAUCAACCGGUUGAUUCUCGACAUUAUCGAGGGUCAGAUAAUCACUGUCCUGGUCGUCAUUGCUUUCAUUCUGAUCUUCCUCAUCCGCGAGUGGGUGGUACAGCAGCAGCCCGUCAUAAAUGUGGCUGCUAUGCAGGCCCUCAAUAACCCCGCACCGCGCCCGCAGCAAGCACACCAAGAUGCAGAACAUGAUCCCGUUGAAGAAGAAGAGUUGCCGCACGAGGAGGAUGCAGAUGAUAGCACUGGUGAGGAUGAUCGCUUUAGCGACAUUUCGGAUGAUUCGCUGGAGCAACUUGCCGAGCUCGACAUCACCGCCGAAGAUAGCACUGCCGGAUCCAGCACCGAGUCGCCAGAAAUUGUACGAAAGCUCGCCGACCGCUUCCCUGAAACGGGAAUUGCCGAAGCAUUAGUGCGCUCUCAAUUCGAGAAAGUUGCGGAUCUUCUUGCCCGGGAAGACGAACUGGGGAGAAAGAUACUUAGAAAAGAAUUGUUUCUUUGGGUCGAACUGCUUAGUGACAGGGUCAAAGAAGGUCCACAGGAAACGGCUUUCGAGAACUGGAUCCAGCUGCGCGAUUGGGCAAAGGAACUUGAGGAAAUAAUCGUUCCCCCAUCUCAAAUUGGUAUUGUCAGACCAACACUCUUCGAGCCGGACGGUUUCAACAUGGCCUUCAGUGCAAGCAAGCGCUCUACCGAUUGCGAUAUCAUCCUUCACUCACCCGAGAAUGACGACGAAAUGAUGGGUCCCAUGGAAGGCUCCAGUCAGCAGAGGCCAACCAUGCCUGAACGAGGACAGUCAUUCCUGGCCGCCGAGAUACAGCGUGAUCUGGAAGAAGCGACGCGGAACCUCCCCUCACUACCGGGUGAGCCCGAAGAGCAGGUCGGAGAUGCUGAAGGAGAACGCCGGAGCAACAAGAGCGAGGGAAGCUGGCAACAAAUCAAUGAGUCGGAUGUUGAGAGCAAAGAUCACUCCGCCCUGGAAACCACAGAGCCAGCUGCUCCCAACCAAUUUGACUCUCAAAGCGACAGUAGCGAAGGAUCCAGUACUGCAGGAGCUCGCGCAUCGGAUCAUACGGCACAGUCACUAGCGUCUCUAGCCCCGGCACCGACCGAGCAAACUAUCGUACCCGAUCGUACCCCGAGUCAAGAAAAUGUCCACGUUGCGGAGACGCAACCUCGUGCCAACCAACCCCCUGCAGAUGCAGGCCUCUGGGAACGCACAUACCACUGGUUGUGGGGCGAUAUUGCUCUGACAGACGAAGAUGGAGCCCCCGGUGCAAACGAGGAACAUGUGGUUCAGAACUUGGCGGACGAAGCCCCUUUUGUCCAACGAGAUGCAAUCCUUGGCGACGGUUUUGACGACGUCGAUGCGGCCCGAGACCCCGAAGUUGCUGCUGCUGCAGCACAAGCAGGUAUCGACGUCAUGGACCAAGACGCAGUGGAGGAUGCGGAGGAUCUUGAGGGGAUCAUGGAACUCAUCGGCAUGCAAGGACCCCUCGUCGGAUUAUUCCAGAACGCGCUCUUCAGUGCUGUUUUGAUAUCCGCAACUGUUGCCGUGGCCGUCUGGAUUCCUUAUCUUUGGGGCAAGGUCGUUCUCCUCUCACUCGGCAGACCGGUUUGGCUAUUCCUCAAGCUACCUCUUCGCGUGCUCUCGGCCACGGCGGAUCUCAUUGUGGACUCAGUGCUCUUCCUUGGGGCAGCGGCCGUUUACUGGUCGAUUUUCGUCCUUCGGCUGCUGGUGCCUUUCAUUGGUACCCACAAGUCCUUCGACUCGGCAGCUUCAUCUACACGUACGGUUGCUGAGUCCGCUAUCGAGCGCGUAUCGAAAUUGUUCUCAAUUGCCGGCACGAGCAUGAACUCAGACUACCUCCACCUAUCCAUUAGCUCUCACGCUGCGCUUAGGUCGCUACAGCGGGGCUUCAGCGAAUGGUCAUACUCAGUCUGGAUAGGAUUCACCGAGGUUCACAGCAAGAUUACCAACAUGGAAUCCUUUUCCGUAUUCUCCGCUAUCGGUCGGUUCAUUGAUUCGAGUAUUUCAUUGGGCGCUGCUGUGAUCAACAGUAUCCGCGCAUCCUUACCUACCAUCUCAACGACAAAUGGCCUCUCUUUGAGACUCGACACCGGAAACAGCACCAUAGCAGCCAUGGAUCCCAAUUUCGAGUACUGGACACCCAGUGAUCGUAUUAUUGCGAUCCUGGCAGGUUACAUUUUCUUCGCGAUAGCUGGCGCUCUCUAUUUGAAGAGGGGCACUCCAUUCACCUCGUCACAGAAUGGCCGAAGAGUGGAGGGCAUUAUCUCAGAAGUCCUGCAGCAAGCUGGUGGGGUCCUCAAGGUAAUCUUGAUCAUCAGCAUCGAGAUGAUUGCAUUCCCUCUGUACUGUGGCAUUCUCCUCGACGGCGCCUUGCUGCCUCUGUUUGAGCAAGCAACAGUUUUCUCUCGGAUUGAGUUCGCCCGGACCUCUCCCUGGACCGCAGGAUUUGUUCACUGGUUCGUUGGCACCUGCUACAUGUUCCAUUUCGCACUUUUUGUCUCCAUGUGCAGGAAGAUCAUGCGAACCGGUGUCCUUUACUUCAUUCGAGACCCUGAUGACCCAACCUUCCACCCUGUCCGUGAUGUUCUUGAGCGGAGCGUCACUGGCCAGUUGCGCAAGAUUGCCUUUAGUGCAUUCGUCUAUGGUGCGCUGGUCAUCUGCUGCUUGGGUGGAGUGGUUUGGAGUUUGUACUACGGAUUUGAUGGCGUACUUCCGAUCCACUGGGCGACAAAUGAUCCGUCGAUGGAAUUCCCGCUGGACUUGCUCUUCUUCAAUUUCCUAACCCCUCUGGUCAUCAAACUCUUCAAGCCCAGUGAUGGUCUUCACGAGAUGUACCGGUGGUGGUUCCGCAAGUGUGCACGCGUUCUCAGACUUUCCGACUUCCUCUUCGGCGAGAAGAACCCAGAUGAGCGCGGUCGACACGUAAGACGUACUUGGGCAGCCUGGCUUCAGCGGAAGAAGGGCAACGUUGAGGAGCCCGUCAUCGGCUCCGAUCGUCAAUUGCUCGCAGAGGACCGGAACACUGAGGUGUACUUCCUUUUCGAUGGAAAGUAUGUUCGUGCACCAGCUUCCGAUCAGGUCCGCAUCCGCAGAGGCCAGUCUGUAUUCGUCGAUGUCGACGUCUUCGACAAUCGUCUGGACGGAAGAGCUGAGGAUGACCCGAUACACGGCAAGGACUCUGGUCUAACCCAAACGGUGUACAUCCCGCCACUAUUCCGCUUCCGCAUUUGUCUGUUCGUCGUUGCUAUCUGGCUCUUCGCUGCAGCCACCGGCGUUGGCGUUACUGUGAUACCCCUUCUCUUCGGCCGCCGUCUCUUUUCCAACUUCAUGCCCGAAGGCUCCCACAUCAACGACAUCUACGCUUUCUCAGUCGGCGUCUACAUCCUCGGCGCCGCCGCCUACGGCAUCUUCCACCUGCGCAACAUCUUCAGCCUCGCCGCCGACUCGGUGCGCCACCCCUUCAACACGACGUACUCGACCGUCUCGAUCCUGGGCCAGUACGCGGCGCAAGCCGCGUCGGUCGUCUACGUGUACGGCGCCCUCAUCCUCGUGCUGCCCGUCCUCUUCGCCAUCUUCCUCGAGUUCUACAUCCUCAUCCCGCUGCACGCCUACCUCGGCCCCGGCGAGACGCACGUCAUCCACAUCAUCCAGGACUGGACGCUCGGCUUCCUCUACGCGCGCAUCGCCGCCCGCAUCCUGCUGUGGAACCCGCGCUCGCUCAUCUCGCGCGCCCUCCAGGCCGUCGUCCGCGACGGCUACCUCCGCCCCAACGCUCGCCUCGCUUCCCGCGCUUUCGUCCUGCCUGUCGCCGUCUUCUUCGCCGCCACCCUGCUCGUGCCGCUCGCGGUGGCGAGAGUCGCUAAUGCGACGUAUUUCGUCGCCGCGUCCGAGGAGUCGAAGGCCAUGGUUUACACGCUUGUUUAUCCGCUGACCCUUGCGGUUGGGCUCAGCGCGUGGAUGGCGUGGGGCACUGUCCGUGCGACGGAGAGGUGGAGGCAGAGGAUUAAGGAUGAGGUGUAUUUGAUUGGGGAGCGGUUGCAUAAUUUGGGGGAGAGGAGGGCCGGGUCGGGGAUUGUGACGGCGCCGGAGGAGGUUGGUGGUGGUGUGGCGUGA
Molecule: messenger RNA, 4974 nt
Organism: Lasiodiplodia theobromae
Lineage: Eukaryota; Fungi; Ascomycota; Dothideomycetes; Botryosphaeriales; Botryosphaeriaceae
Product: Zinc finger RING-CH-type protein
Exons: 1
Coding region: 1-4974 (1657 amino acids)
Cellular component (GO): endoplasmic reticulum membrane
Molecular function (GO): zinc ion binding
Source: RefSeq, a predicted model, not a curated record